AUGACAUUAAGGAAACAAAAAAGAGUUGGCAGAGAUUCUCUUAUUCGUGCAGAGAAGCUUCUUGAUGACUGCAGAUUAGUAGAGAAAGUCUUACGACGCAUGCGUACGCGUGAUGAGAAGAAAGAACAUUUGUUGGAGGUGAGGAGUUUAAUGUUUGAGCAACAAAGAUUUGAAUUAACAGAUCCUUUUUAUUCACAUCCUCUUUGGCCACAAUUAAGGGAAAAGAUAAAAGGUAGUAGUAAUAGGAGAGGAGACAAGAGAGGAGACAGGAAGGGUGCACAAUCUGCUGCUGCUGCUGCUGCUGCUGCUGCUGCAGCUGCUGCUGCUGCUGGUGGUAAUGCAGCAGCAGCAGACCCUAAUAGCAGCAGACAACUCGCUAUCAGCAGCAAUUGGAUCAAGAAAGGAGGAAGAAAAGGAGACAAAAAUAGCAAACAAUUACCUCUUGCUAUCCCUUCUCUUCUAUUAAGACCUAGAGGUUUUCAUUUAUUUUCUAUACAUAUGUAUCUGCAGCAGCAGCAGCAGCAGCAGAAGCAGCAGCAGCUAGUCUUUGAUGCAGCAGCAGGAGACUGGGGUGGAUUAGAGGGAGACGGCCCAAUCUUUGACCCUCCGCAGCAACAGCAGCAGGGAUCGUCAUCAUCAUCAUCAGCAGCAGCAGCUGCUGCAGCAGCAGCAGCAGCAGCAGCAGAUAGACAGCAGCAAGAAGAAGAGUAUAGAGCAGCAGCAGAAGCAGCAAAAGCAAAACGUCUCCGUCUUAGUCCAUCACAAGAAGAUGCAACAGAGAUGGCAGCAGCAUUUGCUGAAUGGCUACACAUUAUUACCAACCGUGGGAACGGGCCAGUAGCAGCAGCUGCUGCUGCAUCAACAAUUGCUUCACCUGCAGCAGACGUCCCUGCUGCUGCUGCAGCAGACAGCAGCAGCAGCAGCAGCAGCAGCAAGGCAGAGGUGUCGGGAGGAGACAAAUUCCUCCGCACAGGGGCAAGAGACAUACAGCAGCAGCAGCAGCAGCAGCAGCAGCAAGCUGUAUGUGCUGCUGCACCAAUAUCUCAGCGGGGGGCCCCCCAAUGGUAG
Molecule: messenger RNA, 1068 nt
Organism: Eimeria maxima
Lineage: Eukaryota; Apicomplexa; Conoidasida; Eucoccidiorida; Eimeriidae
Exons: 5
Coding region: 1-1068 (355 amino acids)
Source: RefSeq, a predicted model, not a curated record